Molecule: messenger RNA, 2634 nt
Organism: Arachis ipaensis
Lineage: Eukaryota; Viridiplantae; Streptophyta; Magnoliopsida; Fabales; Fabaceae
Product: receptor-like cytoplasmic kinase 176
Biological process (GO): protein phosphorylation
Molecular function (GO): ATP binding; protein kinase activity
Source: RefSeq, a predicted model, not a curated record
AAUAUAUAGUAAGGGGAAUCCUUUUGGCUUAUAAGCCGGCCUAAUAAUAAUAUAUGACCAAUUAAAAGAGUUUCAUUGAGAAAAUCAUGGAGUUGCAAUUAUCGGCUAUGUAAGAAUAAUGUUUGUGGAAUCUCAUCUAAAAUUGAAACUACCAAAAGGGUGUUUAUCAGCUAUAAAGAAAUUUCUUCUUCACAUAAUCAUAAGGUUGAAGCAAUGGUUGAUGAAUAUAGAAGUAUGGUGGAGAACCCAUCACCAAUGGGAAACGCAACAAAUCACAUGAUGCUGGGAUUUCUUGCUGGAAUUUCGACAGUUAUGUUAGUUGCUGUCAUAUUGUUCUGCCUCUUUGGAACAAAGCUCACUGCACUUUUCAAACAACAUAGGACUUUGAAAGGUAAAGAGUACAAAAGCUUCAAAGAUGAAACAAUGCCGCUAAGGCGUUUUACCUUUGAUGAAAUAGAGAGAGCUACCAAGAACUUUAGCCAAGAAUUCUUACUUGGUUCUGGUGCAUUUGGAAAUGUUUACAAAGGAAAUUUUGAAUUAGAAGGAACUUUAGCCAUUAAGAGAGCUCACGGUGAAUCCUUCUUAAGCGUCGAUGAAUUCCGAAAUGAAAUUAGGCUCCUUGCAACUGUAAAGCACAGAAAUCUUAUUGGUCUAGUGGGGUAUUGUGAAGAACCAGAAAGAUUUGGGGCAAGAAUUCUGGUAUAUGAAUAUGUACCAAAUGGCUCUCUGCUUGAAUAUAUGAUUGGAAACAAGAAUAGCUUGACUUGGAAGCAAAGAGUGAACAUAGCAAUAGGAGCAGCUAGAGGCAUAGCUUAUUUACAUGAAGGAAUAAAGCCGAGUAUAAUUCAUCGUGAUCUUAAACCAAGUAACAUCCUAUUAGGGGAAGGUUUCGAGGCUAAGGUCUCGGAUUUCGGGUUGGUGAAAUCCGGCCCUAUCAAGGACCAAUCGCAUGUGAGUAGCCAAAUCAAAGGGACACCAGGGUAUCUUGAUCCGGCAUAUUGUUCAAGCUUUCACGUGACAAAAUUCACUGAUGUUUAUAGCUUUGGUGUCAUACUUCUUCAACUUGUUUCAGCUAGACCUGCUGUUGAUACAAAUGAGGUACAAAGCAAGCAACAUAUAAUUGAUUGGGCAAGCCCUAGCUUAGAGAAGGGUAAUGUUGAAGAAAUCAUAGAUGCAAACUUGCUAUGUCAAAGUGAGCCAUGCAAUAUGAGAGUUAUGCUGAAGAUGGGUCAACUUGCUUUAAGAUGUGUGGUUCAAGAACCAAAAAGUAGACCUACAAUGAUUCAAGUGUGUCAAGAACUAGAACAAGCACUAUACUCUGAAGAUACCUUCAACAACAAGCAACAUUCUUCAAAGGGUUUCCCUAAAUCAAUUGGAUUGUCUCAGCAAUCAUCAGUGGAAAAGAAUGAUAGCUUUGUGAGCAUAGAUGGUGUUGGACUUCAGAAAUUCCAUAUUGAUAUGGAUAGCUUAUCAUUUCAGAGCACAAGGUUAAUGUGCCUAGAAAAUAAUAGUAUAAGUAUUGACAUUGAUAACAACAACUUGAAGAGAAUUCAAGAGGAUGGGGACAUAUAAAGAUAUAAUUAAUUAAGACCUUAGAUGAAUUAUAUAUUUUCAUCACUCUUCCUAUGUUUGAAUGGAGAAUAUUUUUGAACAAUUUGUAUAGACAUGCCCAUAUUAAUAUGGUGUAAAUUAAAUGAUUAUAGUUGUGCAUUUAUUUAGAAGAAAAAAGACAUAAUGAGAGAAUUUUAUUUUUGUAUUAACAUGUGCAAUGUUCAAAUAGUUUAAAAUAAUUUAUGAAUGGCUCAAUGUUAUAAAUACAAGGUUUUUGCUGGAAUUUUAAAAGUAACAAGAUUUUUUUUUUUUUUAGAAUUAUAUAUCAUUGCUUAUUUUCUUUAUUUCCUUUUCUCAAAUGUGAUGACUUCUAUUCUUUAUUUGUUUCCACUCUUCUAUUCCUGAAAUAUUUAAAAAAAAUUAAAACAAAUUAAGAAAAAAUACACCAUAUUGCUAGGUUUAAAAUUGUAUAGGUAAUUAGGUAUGAUGAAAAGUUGAAAAAGCACAUGCAUUUAGCCUUGUAUCAAUCUUAACCUAAGAAAAACAAUAUCAACAAUCCAUAGAAAACUUGUGACAUUUAUCAAUGUAACUUUGCUAUUGAGAACAACAAACUAGCUAUUCAAUAUAUAAACACAAAAUCGGAUUUGUAAUCUGCAAAUUCUUCUCUUCAAUGUUUACAAGUUCGAGUCCUAAAAAACAUUGCUAAAACUUGAAAAAGAAAGUCAUUAUUUCUCGAAUCACAUUCAGAUUUUAACAGUUAAUGAUAUAAUCAUUUAUAUAUCUCUUCCUAUCAGCUUAAACUUUCAAGAAAAGUGACUUCAUAACAAAGGGAUAUAAACAUUAGAAAACAAUACAAGAAAAUAAAAAUAGUUUUGUAAGGCAUAAGAAUGAUCUAAAAGUGUGCACAUAAUUUACAGAACAUCACUCCAUAGAAUGAUGAGAAAAGAUUAUGACUGAAUGAUCAAAUAUCCAAUGUCACCUUUUGGGUUUGGUGUUCUAUUUUCCAAAGAUGCUUUUUCUCCCUCAGGCAUUAAGCUAACAUAUCCCAGGUUACUUGUUACAUUGCAUUAAUUGACCAAAUGU